Messenger RNA from Physella acuta, 1171 nucleotides. Its product is annotated as S-acyl fatty acid synthase thioesterase, medium chain. The record is from RefSeq and is a predicted model, not a curated record. NCBI's taxonomy places the organism in Eukaryota, Metazoa, Mollusca, Gastropoda, Physidae. Gene Ontology annotation, biological process: lipid biosynthetic process.
AGUUUUAUUUAAUUAUAAUAGCAGCACGGUUAAAUUCACUAUAGGCCUAUAAUCUAUGUAUGUGCACUAAUCCUAGCAUGUGAUAUACUUUAGAAUUAUCACAUCACUCACUGUGUCUUCUACUUCUACCAUUGUACCUUGAUAAAUGACCCCUCUUUAUUACCUGUGGUUCUCUAGGGACCUUAACUGUCAGGCUGACUGAUUUAUGUAUUAAGAACACGGCCCUACUAUGCUGGAACAUUCUAUCUCAUAAAUGUCAUUCAGGAGCAGUAUGUGUGUUGUGAGAAGUAGAAUAUAAUUUUUUUAAGAACUAUGAAGAGGAAAUUUUUUAUUUUUUUUAUUUCAGGAAAUUUUGUUUUGUAAGUUCAACUCUGUAAAUAAAGAGAAAUGAAUUGUAGAUUUCCAAGGCCUGAUGCAAGUUGUAGAUUGUUUUGUUUUCCUUGGGCUGGUGGAGGCGCUAGCUUCUACACAGCUUGGGGGGAAGAUAUAACAGAAGAUGUUGAAGUAAUUGGUGUAUGUUUGGCUGGAAGAGAAAACAGAUUCAACGAGCCUUGCUGUGAUAAUGCUAAAGAAACAAUAGACUGGAUUGUAAAGACAUUACACGAUGAAUAUUUCGAUAAACCAUUUGCUUUUUAUGGUCACAGCAUGGGUGCGUUGUUAUCUUUUUUGGUAGCUUUGGAAAUCAAACGGUUGUACAAUAAGGAACCAGAACAUAUGUUUUUAUCAGGGACCACAGCACCUCAUUCACCUCACAGACAAGCACGCAUUUUAAAUGUCAACAAACUAACUAAAGACGAGUUUUUAGAAAAGUUAAAAGUAUUAGGAGGGAUUCCAGCAGAGAUUUAUGAUAAUCCAGAGCUAAUGGAGAUAUUUUACCCCUCUAUGUAUGCAGAUUUCUGUAUGGUCCCUCAACUCAAAUACGAACAAAGCCCAGAAGACAAACCUCCUUUGAAUUGCCCUAUUGACUUUUUUGAUGGAACGGAAGAUACUGAUCACGAUAUCGCAGCUUGGAAACAAGUCACUAAAGGCAGCUUCACAUUUCGUAAAAUGCCAGGCGGCCAUUUUUUUCUAAAAGAACCAGAGAACACUAGGAAACUGAUCAACUAUGUGAACCAGAGGUUUGGGGGGUUUGAGGACAUUUGCUAAAAACAGAAAAAAACACAAAGACGAU